Molecule: messenger RNA, 1422 nt
Organism: Linum tenue
Lineage: Eukaryota; Viridiplantae; Streptophyta; Magnoliopsida; Malpighiales; Linaceae
Source: the annotation of a GenBank genome assembly
AUGGCGAUGAUGAAGCUUGCUGUGACCAUAAAAGAGUCAUCACUGGUGAAGCCGGCGGAGGCAACUUGGACCGGCCGGAUGCCGCUGUCGGAGUUCGACAUGACCGGAACCAUAACCCACGUGGACCUCCUCUACUUCUACGACAAUAAAUCCUCCACCACCUGCUUCCCACAAAACGACGCCGCUUCGGAUCUACUGAAAGACUCCCUGAGCCGAACGUUGGUGACGUUCUACCCGCUGGCUGGCCGGCUGCACCCCAAAGGCGGCGGCAGGCUGGAGCUGAACUGCAACGGCAGUGGGGCCCAGUUCAUGGAGGCGGAAGCCGAAACGACGUCGCUGGAUGAGCUGUCGUCGUGGUUCGUUGGUGCUGACGUGUCCGGUAAUAAGCCUCGCCCCAGCGGUGCCGAAUUCAUGCCGCUGGUCCCGGCGGUGGACUACGGCAGUGUUCCGAUCGGGGAGUGGCCGCUGCUGCUGGUCCAGCUCACCAGGUUCGGGUGCGGCGGGUUCUGCCUCGGCUUCAACAUGUGUCACGCGGUGGCCGACGGCCUGGCAGCCAUGCACUUCUUCCACGAGUGGGCCCGCGUGGCCCGCGGUGAAGGGGUUGGUGGGGUGGGGCCGGUUUUUGAUCGGAGGGUUCUGAGAGGAGGGCAGCCGCCGCUUGCUAGGCAGCCUGCGUUUGAUCCUGCCCAGUUCGAUCACCCGCCGGUGCUGCUGCACGAUAACGACAAUGGAAUCGGCAAUGCAGCAACGAGAUUGAAGCUGACGAAAACCCAAGUACAUACCCUCAAGGAAAUGGCCAACAAGGACCUGAGCUCAACCCUAACCACCCGUCCUUACACCACGUACGAAACCCUAACCGCCCACAUCUGGCGCUGCGCUUGCAAAGCGAGGAAACUCGAACCCAACCAACUGACCGCGGUGGGCGUCUGCGUCGACGCGCGCAGGCGCGUGGACCCUCCUCUCCCCGACGGUUACUUCGGUGACGCCGUCAUCGACGUGAAAGCCACGGGCCUUUCCGGCGACCUCGUGGCGAGGCCGUUAGGGUACGCGGCGGGGAGGGUGAGGGAAGCGACGGAGAAGGCGGACAGCGAGUUUCUGUGGUCGGCGAUCGAGUACAUGAAGAACCAGCCUGACCUGACCAAGUUUCAGGACUUCUUCGAGGAAGGUGGUGAGGAGGAGGAGGAGGAGCCAUUUUUUGGGAUCCCGAAUCUGAACGUGACUAGCUGGCUGAGGCUGUCGAUGUUGGGUUUGGAUUUCGGGUUCGGGAAGGAGGUUCGGAUGGAUACCACGUUUGAUUUCGACGGCGACACGACUUUGUCGGGAAGUCAGGAUGGGGAUGGGUCGGUUGUGAUUUCGAUUUGCUUGAGGUCGGAUCACAUUGACGGUUUCGAGCGCUGCUUUUAUGAUGAUAUUUUCAUAUGA